AUGAGCGACCGUGACUUGGCCCACCACCACAAGGUGCUCCGCCAGUUUUUGGACAUUUCCGACGACUCGCUGGGACGAGCGAAACCGCUGCUGACCCAGCGGGCGGCGCGGGCACGAGAGAAGCUUUUGAAGCUUUCGGCGGCCCAGUUCAGAGAGUUGCUGACCGACGUCUACGACGAGUUACAGCGCCGCAUCGACGAGCUGAGGGGCGAGCCUCAGUACUUGUUGCCAAAACAACUGUUCCACCCGAAACGCAACCAGGCGAGACAAAAAUUGGCGCUGUUGCCGCAACUGAGGUUCAAGGACCUCGUCAGCGAUAUCAGCUACGAAAUCGAGCGCAGGGGGCUCGAUACUGAAACCACUGACGCUUCCAAAGACCGCAAACCGCUGGUGGCUCUGAAUAAACUGUUACCAGCCCCUCCACUGCAACAGCAGCAGCAGCAACAGCAGGUACACCAGCAACUGCAACAACAGCUGCAGCCUCAGCCGCAGACGAUCACCGUGCCGGAAAUGCCGAUAAAUAAUCAAAACAGCCAGGCGCCGCCGCUGCCUGUUGGUGUAUCGCUGAAGAUGGUGGUGCCUACUAAAGCCAACCUCCUGUGGUCUCUGGACGAAGAAGAAGACGAUGAGAAUCAUCCGAAACAGCUUGAAGCGGAAAAGGAAAAGGAAAGUGACGACCCUACUACCCCGUCAAAGAAUAAACUGGUGGCGAAACAACUGCCUACCCGCCUGCCGCUGGAAGUGGCUCUGCUUCGAGAACAGCUCGCCAAGAUGACUCAUGAGAGAGAGGUUAACAUUUCUAAGAUCCAUGAAUUGGAACUGCGGCUACAGGAGUUUAACCCUGAGGAUUUCCGGUCAUUAGAAGCCGAACACGCUAACUUAAAGCUUCAACACGAUGACCUUAACCAGCGGUUUCAGGAGAUUCAACAACAACACGAGGAAGCCACUACUAGGCUGCGUGAUCUCGAACAACUGUCACAAGAUUUACAGUCUCGUCAUGACCAACUUGAGUCCCACAAUCAACUGCUUCAAGAACAAUUACGUCAAGCUCAACAGCAAGUUGAUGACCACCAAGUGAAAGCACGUGAUUUGGAGACCAACGCCCACUCUCAUGGCGAACAGUUAACUCACCACCAGGCCCGUAUCGCUGAGCUUGAAAGCCAAGUACAAACCUACCGCGGUCAGGCCCAAGCUACAGCGUCUACCGAACAAUUACAGCGUGAACUUGAAGCAGCAUACUCGGAAUUAUCGCAAACUAAAGCCCAGUUAGCCGACGCCCGCAAGACCAUCACUCUGCUUGAAUCUCAGCUUGAACAACCACAACCUCAACAACAACAACGUGGGUUAUCCCCUGGUGGCCCUCAAUCGCUGGACACUGUUCGCACUAAUGUGGCCGCUGAUCUCGAUAUCUUCCUCCACAAGAUGGCCACCAUCGAGAACGCUCACCCAGGGCUGACUCAUUUGAAGCAGGAAGUGCAAUUCUGGAAGUCCAAGUUUGAGGAACUGACGUCGCACCAGCUUAUGACUCAAUACCUGGGUCAAUUAAGCGAAAAGUCCAUGGCUCCUUUGGUGCUGCCUACGGGCCAUGUGUCCCUCCAGCUUGUGGCUGACUGCCACGCUCUCGUCGAGCUGUUCUUUGCCCUUACUGGCCGUGACCACUUGGAAAUCGACCCGCUUUUCGAAACUGUGGCUAAAGUGUCGGUAUUGGCUCUGGAGAUUGCUGGCCAAGCGGAACAGGGCCUGGACCAUAAACUUGAAAUGAGUAACGCUGUGAGAGAGCUGCUGGCGUUUGUGCUUACCGCUACUCGUUAUUUCGCUGUCUACCCUAAAUUGAUCCCUAAAGUGAUUGUGGAACGGGCGAUGCUGUCAGUGGUGUUCACUGUGUGUGACUUGGUGCUGAUGGCGAAAUUGAGAACCGGUGGUUCUGCUGGUGACCGUCUGGUAGCUCCCGUGACCUCCAAAUCGACUAACAACAAUGCUGCUACUGCUGGGUCAUCCUCACUGGAAGACUUUGGCGCCAAGCCAUUGAAGAUCGGUAACCCUCAUGAGCCUCGCGUGAUUACUCAAACCAUUCCUCACCCGAGAAAGCCGCUGGAACUGAAGAAGCCUGAGCUGCCGCAAAUGGUCAACAAACCCCUCCCCAAGGCCCCGCUGACUCCCGUCACACCCAUCAGCCAAACCCUGUACGAUGCUACUACCAAUGAUCAACCGGUUCAGCCGCAACUGCGUGAUACGUCAGUCGAUAUCCCUCGGGAUACGUCCUCACGCUCGCUUCAUUCGGCGACUUCUGCUUCAGAACAGUUUGCCCCUCCUUUACUCCGCAAAUCGCUGCUGUCGCUGCUUAAACUGAACGACCUGAACCUGCUGCAAAAGCUGGGCCUCUUGCUGAUGUUUAAGCGGGUGGUUUCGGGGUCAAACAAGGACACCAACGGUGAUGCUAACGAACAGCUGGACCUGGCCCUGAUUCAUCUGGACCAACAACUGAGUCUUCUGGUCGAUCAAGGUCAACAAAAGCAGAACCGCAAGCUGAUCCAGAUCCGCAACCUCGACCUGAUGCCGGCGCGGACAAUGCUGAUCAAGGACUUGGACCGCGCCAACGAAAUGGUGGCUCGCGGCCUUGACUUUGUUGGUGAAGACGAUGGUGAAGUCGACGACGGCGACGUUGUUGACCCUGAUCUGCUUGACGAAGAGCCGUUGGAACACCUGACGUUCGACACCGAUCUGCCCCUGCUGACGGCACACACUCUGCCUCAAAACCCUCAUAACCAACCGCUGGCCGCUGUUGAAAAGCCGAAUGGUCAUCACGGUGUUGACGGUAGUAGUCCCGAUGAAGACGUGUCGGAGACUGUCGAUAAGCUGUUGUUUAGCGAUGCCCCUAAGCGCCACUCUGUUUACCUGAACGAUGACGAAGCUGAAGUACCCGCCUUAUCUAAGCAGAUCCUCAAUGACGACGACGACGACGAUGAAGAUGUUGAUGUGCCGGUGACCCGCAAACAGGUGAAGAUUGCCGAGCCCGUGGAUGCCUACUCUGAGCUGGACCUGGAGUACGACCAACAGGCUCCGCUUAAGAAGGAGGAGGAAAAGAAACAGGUGAAGAAGGCACCGGCCCCCAUUGUUAUGAGCAAAGUGAGGGAACGGGCGCUGGCGUUUGAACGUGGUCACAACGAGAACGACGAAGCUAAGCGGUUGAGACAACAACAAGUCCGUGAACGGGAAGCUCUGCGUCAACGUGAAGCUCUGGUCAAAGCGCAACAGGCCCUAGUUGAUGACUCUCCGCAAUCACCCGAGCAAACGACGAUGGCUAAGCGGUUACUGGACCCUAAAGUCACCGUCGCCAAGUUCCAAGAAGAGGUCAAGAGAGUUCUGCUGAAUGGUCCUGCCACUGCUACUCCCAAUGGCACCCUGAUCGUUGAAAAGGAGAGGGCUAAAUUAGCUCAAUUGGAAGCUGAUCGUCUUGACGCUGAACGGAAGGAAGCCGAACGGAAACAAAAGCAACGUGAGAUCCAAGAACGGGAACGCCAAGAGGCUCAACAACGUGAAGCUGAACGCCGAGAAGCUGAGGAGCACGCCGAGCGUACGGCUGCCGAUCGCCUGAUCACCGCUAGCCCCAGUGAGGAGGCAGAACUGGUAGCAGUGCCCGCUCAAGCGAAACUGGUGACGAUGGUGCUGCCAGCAACGCUGCCGAUCCUUAAAAAGCUGGGUGCAAUGGGUGUCGUCGGUGGUCCCAAAAAGCUGGUAAAAAUCGCCCCUCUGAGUGCCUCUGAAGACGAAAGCGACGACACUGAUGUUGACGAUGCUGCCACCGAAAACGACGAGGAAGACGAGCUGCUGGAAGAAGAAGAUGACGAAGAAGACGACGACGACGACAACGAGCUGCUGGAGGAGGAAGAGGACGACGACCCUGAAAAAAAGGGAGUCAACGCUCAGGCUCGCCAGCGGCAAGAGUACCGUAAGCUGAUGGCUGCGGCGACGUUCAACGUCGAGCACUUCGACAUCGACGACCCCGACAAUUCGUUGACCCAAGUGUUGCUUUAUCUUGAGCACCAGACAGUGCAGGUGAUCAGCACCAUCCAGCUGUUGUUGCAGGCGAUCAAGAAGCCCGAGCUGACCCGGGGUGAUUUGCGGCAGAAGCUGUUUGCCAUUGCCGACGUGAUCAACCAGAUGACGGAGGCGACCAACACCCUGAUGAACCAAACGCGGAACGCGCUGUUGAAGCAGCACGGCCAGUGGGUGGUGCGGCUGCUUGAGGACUGCGAGACGAGAAUGAAGGCGUUGUGCAAGCCGCUGGCGGACAAAUUGGACCUGGACUACGCCGACAAGAGCUUCAAGCAGCGGUUGGCGGGGAUCUCGUUCGACAUUGCCAAGUGCACUAAAGAGUUGGUGAAGACGGUGGAAGAAGCGAGUUUGAAGGAAGACAUCGAGUACCUUAACCGUCGCCUUAAGGACGAGUAA
Diutina rugosa is the source of this 4452-nucleotide messenger RNA. It is a transcript of the gene SPA2, whose product is annotated as Spa2p. Gene Ontology annotation, molecular function: MAP kinase scaffold activity. NCBI's taxonomy places the organism in Eukaryota, Fungi, Ascomycota, Pichiomycetes, Serinales, Debaryomycetaceae. The transcript has a single exon. Gene Ontology annotation, biological process: pseudohyphal growth; mating projection formation; invasive filamentous growth. Gene Ontology annotation, cellular component: mating projection tip; cell cortex of growing cell tip; incipient cellular bud site. The record is from RefSeq and is a predicted model, not a curated record. The coding region runs from base 1 to 4452 and encodes 1483 amino acids.